Molecule: messenger RNA, 1218 nt
Organism: Candidozyma auris
Lineage: Eukaryota; Fungi; Ascomycota; Pichiomycetes; Serinales; Metschnikowiaceae
Product: GTP-dependent zinc transferase
Exons: 1
Coding region: 1-1218 (405 amino acids)
Cellular component (GO): cytoplasm
Source: RefSeq, a predicted model, not a curated record
AUGGACGACGAUAUUCCUGAGCUCGUGACGGAGCUCGAUGAAAAUUUCACCAUAAAGCCGGAGCAUUCGGCGAGAAUAGAAGAUACAAAGAGCUUUGAGCCAAAGACUUCAAAGGUCACAUCGAAGAUCCCCAUCUCCAUCAUCACUGGGUACUUGGGCUCAGGCAAAUCAACCCUUUUGGAGAUGAUAGGGCGCAAAUCCAAGAAGCGUUUAGCAAUUAUAUUGAAUGAGUUUGGUGAUUCGGCUGCCAUAGAAAAGUCUGUCACCAUUCAGGAUGCAGAGAAGAACGAGAGUGUUCAGGAAUGGCUAGAUUUGGGCAAUGGGUGUCUAUGCUGCACAGUCAAGGAUAACGGUGUAACGGCCAUUGAAAAUUUGAUUGAAAAUUCAGGGGACAAGAUUGACUACAUUCUCUUGGAAACAACGGGGAUUGCCGACCCAGCACCUAUAGCAGAGAUGUUCUGGCUAGAUGAUGCACUCGCAUCUACCGUAUACAUUGAUGGGGUAAUCACAGUAGUGGACGCAGCUAACAUUAUCCAGUGUCUCGAUGACGUUGGUGGCCACUGGCAUAGAGCGAACAAUCAUGUUUUGGAUGAAAGCGAGGAUGUCAGUCCAGAAAAGAAGGAGUUGGAAAGAAGAAUGCUAGAGGAGGGGAUCAGCACAGCACAUGUACAGCUAGCACUAGCUGACACAAUUCUCAUCAACAAAAUCGACACAAUACGAGAUGAUGAGAAGAAACUCGAGGAGAUACGCUCCAGAGUGAAAUCCAUCAAUUCGUCGUCACCUAUUCAUACUACAUCCUAUGGUGACAUCGAUCUAGAUAAAAUCUUAGACUUGCAUGCGUUUGAGGCCUCCAGUGAAAAACUUUCACAGCUGGUGAGCUUGUCUACGAGCUCUUCGUACCAUGACGAUAGAAUCAAAACCUUGACGCUCGACUUCCCGUUCUUCGAGGACGGCGCAGGGUUUAAAAAGGUGGAGAAGUUUCUUCAACACGUUCUCUGGGAAGAUGAGGCCGACGGAGUCACUGUGGAGAUUCAUAGGACGAAGGGUAUUUUGGUUCAUGGUGAUGAUGUCAGGGUUAUUCAAGGCGUUAGAGACACUUACGAGAUCAUUGAGGGAGGAAAUUUGCAUGAGAGCAUCAAGAACAACAAGAUCGUGUUUAUAGGAAAAGGGCUCGAUGAAGAUGCUUUAUACUCUGAGCUAACCAAGUUUUUAGAGUAG